CCACGGAGUGCGCGUGUGCUCAAGUUAACUUCAGGAGCGUAAAUUAAAGGGGAAAACACGGCUAGUGCAAGUCAGCGUUCCUCGGAGUUUGGGUUAUAGUGGUGAUCUGUCGGUUGGAGCGUUCCGCUCCGGUGCGGCCGGUGCAGCUCUCAUGAACUUAGGGAGGACUUCCCCGCGAGCUUCACUGACAGCGCGUGCACUGACUGGCGCGAGCUGUUUCUCGCGCUUCACGCAGCCCGACCACUUGAAUAUUUUUGGAUGAGCAUGUCAACAGAGUGAAUGCGACCGGACCUUCUGGAGAGUUUGGAAAUCGUAGCAACGCACAACUCAUAAGAGUGUCUGGACUGUAGUCGAGGGGAGUGGAAGUACAACUGAUGGAGAAUACACAGGAGCUGAAUGAACAGAGCGUGAAGAAAUCUACCACUGAUUCUCAUGCUCCAGACCCAGUAGGCAACAGGGCCUUGGAGAUGCAGGAUCUAACAGACCUGCAGCACUCUGUUAACAGUGGCAGUGACGGCACGUCCAAACUGGACAAAAAUAUCCUCAGCAACAACAUCACGACCAAUGGAACUGGAGUUAAGUCUGAGCCUCUGAACAGCAGCGAGGCUGUGAACUCGGCAGGAGACACUGGGCUGGACACUUACACUGGGUCAGUUAUAAGCAGCAGUGGAUUCAGCCCUCGGCCAGCUCACCAGUAUUCACCUCCUCUCUACCCCUCAAAGCCUUACCCCCACAUUCUUUCUACUCCCGUGGCUCCUCCCAUGUCGGCCUACACGGGCCAAUCACAGUUCACUAGCAUGCAGCAGUCCACAGUUUACACACCCUACUCUCAAACUACUCCACCCUACGGCCUCUCCACCUAUGAUUUGGGGGUGAUGUUGCCAGGCAUAAAGACAGAAGGAGGGCUGACACAAACCCAAUCAACCCUCCAAUCAGGGCUCAGCUAUAGCGCUGGAUUUACCACUCCUCAGCCCGGACAGACAGCAUAUUCACCCUAUCAGAUGCCAGCAGCGUCAGGUUACACAACCUCUCCUGGUCUCUACACAUCCAACAACUCCAAUCCAGGCAACUUCACCACACAACAGCAGGAAUAUCCCUCCUAUACAGCUUUUGGGCAGAAUCAGUAUGCUCAGUAUUACUCCACCUCCUCCUACGGUUCUUACAUGACAUCUAACAGCUCAUUGGACGGCACAGUUUCAGUCUCCACCUAUCAGCUGCAAGACUCCACCCCUAUCAUGACAGGACAAGCGGCUGACCUGAAUCCAGGUGAGUUUGAGGCGGGGCAGAGCCCAUCCACACCAAUCAAGGAGAUGGAGGACCGGGCGUGCAGAGGAGGUGGGGCUAAAGCAAGGGGGCGGGGCAGAAAGAACAACCCAUCCCCACCACCUGACAGUGACCUUGAGAGGGUGUUUGUUUGGGAUCUGGAUGAGACUAUUAUUGUGUUUCACUCACUCCUCACAGGCUCUUUUGCACAGAAGUACGGCAAGGACCCUCCUUUGGCUGUGACUCUUGGUUUAAGAAUGGAGGAGAUGAUCUUCAAUCUUGCCGAUACACAUCUAUUUUUUAAUGAUUUAGAGGAGUGUGACCAAGUGCACAUUGAUGACGCCUCUUCAGAUGAUAACGGACAGGACCUCAGUACUUACAGCUUUGCCACUGAUGGCUUCCAUGCAGCUGCAACAAGCGCAAGUCUCUGCCUAGCAACCGGUGUUAGGGGCGGAGUCGACUGGAUGAGGAAGUUAGCUUUCCGAUACAGAAGAGUCAAAGAGUUGUACUGCAGUUACAAAAACAAUGUGGGAGGGUUGCUGGGACCGGCUAAGAGGGAGGCGUGGCUCCAGCUGAGGGCAGAAGUUGAGGCUCUCACAGACUCCUGGCUGACCACUGCGCUCAAGUCCCUGUCAAUCAUCAGCUCCAGGAGUAACUGUGUUAACGUCUUAGUGACAACGACACAGUUAAUACCUGCGCUGGCUAAAGUGCUGUUGUAUAGCCUGGGCUCAGCGUUUCCAGUUGAAAACAUUUACAGCGCAACCAAAAUAGGCAAAGAGGGUUGCUUUGAGCGCAUAAUGCAGAGGUUUGGCAGGAAGGUAGUGUAUGUUGUAAUUGGGGAUGGUGUAGAAGAGGAGCAGGCCGCUGCCAAGCACAACAUGCCCUUCUGGCGGAUAUCCAGCCACUCUGACCUGCUUGCCCUCCAUCAAGCACUGGAAUUCGAGUACCUGUAACACUCGACACCUGUAUCAUAGGCCUUUUUUGUACAACUAUUUAAGAACAAGAGUACACUGCAAUCUCUUUUUAUGUUGUUGUUGUCUUUUUGAUUAUUUUUAAGAAAACUCUGGCUUUUAAGAUAUUUCUGCACUGUCUUAAGAAGACUAGGACAGACUAGGAUGAGGGAAAAUGGGAUUUUAAUGGUUAAACCAGGCUUGUAAAGAGCUUACUAAGGUCUUACGUCACACACACUGCAUUUCAUGUCUGAAUGAGGUGAGUUCUUCGUCUUGAAACCACAUAUAUCCUCACUCAUCUACAGGAAUUACAUUAUCUCUGUCUAUACGGUAGACUUCAUCUCCACUUAAAUGAUUCAAGCGCUGUACUCUAAUCAAGGAUCAUUUAGAAUAGACACAUAACUCAUGUAAAUUAUUUUACAGUAACUAGAUUAAACACUAAAGGACGCUGUGUUUUCUCACAUGGUAUCGGUUUGAUUUUGUGUUUUUUGUAAGUUUUUGGCAAAAAAGUCUGUGUAUAAUUUGUUGUGCCUUAUAAGAUGUUUUUGUGUGUCAGUUUUUAUUUUGAGAAUGUAUGUAGAUAAACAAAAAAUGUAAACAUUUGAGUUGUCUAUUUUCUAAAUGUAAAAAAAAAAUCAUUUCAUUUGCUUUCAAUACUGGUGCCUCUGAAGAAAUCAAAAGAUGUUUUUUUUUAUUUUGGUGAGGAAACAUUCAUUUGUAUUUUGGUGUAAGUCAUGACAGUUGGAAAGAACAGCAAAAUAAAAGUCGAGCAUCAGGGGGAAUUUAAUAAAGCUGUAGUUUCAUUCUGACUGACCAUUAGUUGCAAAGCCAUAAGCAGGAAUAGUGCUGAGUUUUCUUCACAGAAUGCAGCUCCAAAUU
This is a messenger RNA of Sinocyclocheilus grahami, 3092 nucleotides long. It is a transcript of the gene eya4, whose product is annotated as EYA transcriptional coactivator and phosphatase 4. Gene Ontology annotation, cellular component: nucleus. The transcript is spliced from 20 exons. Gene Ontology annotation, biological process: cell differentiation; negative regulation of extrinsic apoptotic signaling pathway in absence of ligand; multicellular organism development. NCBI's taxonomy places the organism in Eukaryota, Metazoa, Chordata, Actinopteri, Cypriniformes, Cyprinidae. The record is from RefSeq and is a predicted model, not a curated record. Gene Ontology annotation, molecular function: protein tyrosine phosphatase activity. Bases 375 to 2216 code for a protein of 613 amino acids.